This is a messenger RNA of Plectropomus leopardus (leopard coralgrouper), 3858 nucleotides long. RefSeq names its product ST6 (alpha-N-acetyl-neuraminyl-2,3-beta-galactosyl-1,3)-N-acetylgalactosaminide alpha-2,6-sialyltransferase 4 (gene st6galnac4). Gene Ontology annotation, biological process: ganglioside biosynthetic process; oligosaccharide metabolic process. Gene Ontology annotation, molecular function: alpha-N-acetylgalactosaminide alpha-2,6-sialyltransferase activity. NCBI's taxonomy places the organism in Eukaryota, Metazoa, Chordata, Actinopteri, Perciformes, Serranidae. The record is from RefSeq and is a predicted model, not a curated record.
GACACGGUGCGGAUCGAUCGGCAGGGCCUAGAAAUCGUUAGUCGGUUACUGUGUCACCAUAGGUGAGAUGGCAGUAAACUAGAAGAUAGUUAUUUCAAACAUGCCGUCGAUGAGACGAGACUAGCGGGGCUGCCAGGCGAUGAAAGUUACGCCGAUAAGAAAAAGAUCCUGGAUUUGGUUAUCGAUCGAGAGCAGCCAUUAAAAUCUGUAAAUAUGAUCCCUAGCGAUCAUAAUUCGUCCAUAGCUGGGCUUGUCUCUGAAGACGCUUCUGCCUCAAAUUGAGCAGCUGGGAAAAUGAGUGCUGUCGAGCUCCCUGGAGCAGGGCUCUUCAUCAGAGUUUGAUAUGAAAUAUCAGAUGCUGCGCUGGCUGUGCCUGCUCAGCCUGAGCCUGCCUCUGUUGUUCUGGUUUGGAUGUGUGAUCAGUCGGGACGAUCAGUCGCCCUCUGUGCAAAGUAACGGGCUCAGGGGCUACAUGAGGAUCAGACCCGGCAGAAUGGACCAGUUCCUGUCCUUGCACUGCGGCCAGUGUGCCUUGAUCUCCAGCUCGGGUCAGAUGCUCGGAGCUGGCGCCGGAGAAGAGAUAGACAAGAUGGCAUGUGUGAUCAGAAUGAACAAUGCACCCACAAAGGGGUAUGAGAAAGACGUUGGGAGCCGCACCAGCGUUCGGGUUGUUUCUCACACCAGUGUUCCCCUCUUGGUAAAAAAUGAGCGCUACUAUUUCCAGCAGUCAGCAGACACCACAUAUGUGUUCUGGGGUCCUGAGAGGAACAUGAGGCAAGACGGGAAAGGACGCACCUUCAAUACUCUCCUAAAAGUAGCACAGAAGUAUCCAAAUGUCAAAAUCUAUGCAGUGACCAGAGAGAAGAUUCAGUACUGUGAUGGUGUGUUUCAGAACGAAACUGGAAAAAACAGAAUGAAGACGGGGGCGUUUCUCAGCACCGGAUUCUUCACAAUGAUUCUGGCUAUAGACAUGUGCGACAGCAUCCGUGUUUAUGGAAUGAUCGAUGAUAACUACUGCAGUCGAGCCAAUCACAGUGAUGUUCCCUACCAUUACUACGAGAGGAACCGAAUCGAUGAGUGCAAGAUGUAUAGGGUCCACGAGAACACACAACGUGGGGGUCAUCGCUUCAUCACUGAGAAGGCAAUCUACGCCAAAUGGGCCACACGGCACAAGAUGGAGUUUAAACACCCCUCUUGGGUCCUCUAAAGGAGACGUGAAAGCCCAGAAGACGUUUGUUGAGCGUACACUUGGAUUCACUAUUGCUGGUUUUUGAUCUAUUUUGCUGAUGUUUUUGGUGUUACCUGUGCAGGAACUUGAUCAAGUACAUGGCACUGUUACUGGUGGACUCAAGUUUUCAUUUUGAAUUUUACUUUUUUUUUUUUUUACCAAGUCAGUUUUAAAGCCAGAAAGACUUGAAUUUGAUACUGGCUUAUAUAAAGAUUUGCAGCCAUAUACAGUAUAAACUAAUGCUUAAUAUAGCAACAUUUACCAGCAUCUAACUGGUAACAGUUUAACUACCACUCUCAGUAUUACUGAACAUUUGCUUUAUGUAUAGCCAUAUACAGCAUCAGUAUAGAUACCAAUAACGCAUUACGCCACAAAACUACACAGUUUAAACCAAAGCUUACGCUUUUUAAUUCCUUUAUACCUGUGCCUUGACUUUUGGUUUCGUUCUGCAAAAUGUUUAAUUUAAUGCUGCAAUCGCGCCUGCAGCUACAAUAUGCACCUUUACUCUUUGAAACAGGAAGUGUACUUUUUAAGGCUGCAACUAACAAUCCAUAAACCGUACAUAAUGAUGGACGACAUGACAACUCCUCAAAAGUGAAGCCAAAACAUCUUGAUCACCCCCUGGUGGCUGGAUGCAGUAUAGGGUGUAAACCCCGCACCCUCCAUGAUAGAGGAUUGGAUGUGGACUAAACUGAAACAUCAAAGUAUAGGUCAAAUAAUCUUUUAGCAAAGAUGGUUUCUCUCACUUUAGGGAGAUCUUUUCAGCCUGCUGUUUGUUCCAGUGUUCAUUUUUCUGUUAAGUUUUGUUUUAAUGAGUUAUUUAAAGCUUUUAAAAGGAGGUUUUAUAUCAUGAUUGAUAGCUGUGUGUGCCAAUCCGUGUGCUCACGAUUAAUGGCGUUGCUUGCGAUCGGUCGAAUGGGUGUCUGAGCGGGAACUUGAUACCAAGGACAUCGCUCCUGUGCAGAUUCUGGCUCCAAAUGACAUAACUUGUGUAAGACGGCUGUGGCCGAAUUCCAGGAUAGCUUGGCUUCAUUUUUGUACAGUGGGAAGAAGUGGAGACGUGUCAUCCAUUUCUGUGUACAGUAUGGAUAAAUCAGGCCUAUAUUUUCGCAAUUAAUCGAUAAAUCGUUUGGUCAUCAAAUUGUCAGAAAAUAAUCCAUUGCUGUUCCCCAUAACACAAAUUCAAUAAUUAUCCCAAAACCCACAGUGACUUAAUCUACAAUCAUAGAAGACUAAGAAAAUCACAAUCACAUUUGGGAUUUUUGGUUUUUACAUUUUUGCAUAAAGAAUUACACAACAACAAACUAUCACAAAAAGUUGCUGAUAAAUGAUGUAUGAAUCUAAUCGAUUAAUUGACAAAUUGUCUCAGUCUAUGCUGAUUACUUGCCCUGACUGCAACCACACAGUGUUUAAAUGCUAGAAGUAGUCAUAGUAGUGGUAGAAGUAGUAGUAAUCGUAUUAGUGGUAGCAUUGGUAGUAGUUAUAGUAGUAGUAAGCUUUUAACAUUUUAUGUUAAUGUAAACAGUGUCCAGAUAUUUCAGUUGGGAGCCGAGUGCCAUUUAUUUAAUUCAAAGAGAGAUCAUGCAGUUUGCAGCUGUGCCUCAUGUGGUUUCACGCAGCUUAUGGAGCAGAGUGGGAUAUACAAAUGUGCUUUUAUGUUUACCAACCGCAGAGAAGACAGUAUUAACAUAUAACUGCAGAGAGGUCAACAGCCCACACACCGCAGUCCUUUUUAACAGCCCCAAAAUGCUGAUCAGUGGCAAACAAGCACUGUUAAAAGCUAUGUUAAGAGGAUACUACCUCUGUAUCCUCUGCAGAUCUCUGUGGUUAGUGGAGACCCACCAGAGCGCCGAUGGAACAAACUGGCUGCUGCACUAAUGGCAGUUUCACCACUGUGUGGCAGAAAUCUGCAGAAAGUUGAAUAGGAGUCCAGUGUCUUGUUUUGAUUUUGAAUGUAAUUGGUCGGAUACCGCAAACAGAAUAAGUUACUUGUCUUUACACAUCUUCUUUUAAAUUGUUUACCUUUUGUGUUUUGCUGCUUGUUUACAAUGAAAAACGUAGCGUUGCCUUUUCAGUCGCAUAUUGCUUCUUCUGUGAGUAUUUCCAAAGACUGGAAUAGUAUUUGCACUACCGAGCAAACUACUGUGUUACAGUGUUUUAAUGUAAUUUUACAAUUCAGACAGCCGUUUUUUGAAUUCCAUUGUAUUAUUGAUGACUUUUUGGUAACCAUGAGUAUUUGACUGAUGUUGUGAACUGUGCAAAACUGAAUGUAAACUACAGCUGGUUACUGGAGAGAGUCAACAUGAAAAAAUAUGCUUACAGCCUCUGUGUGUGUGUGUGUGUGUGUGUGUGUGUGUGUGUGUGUGUGUGUGUGUGUGUGUGUGUGAACUUGACUUUGUAUGAGACUAUAGAUGAAGUGUUUUUAAUUCUGCCCAUUUUACAACACUUGGAUUGUAUUAAUUUGUUAAUUCAGUUAGAGGCUGUGCACACCCUGUAAAUGAUGUUAGAUUAAUCGUGUCACACACUCUAGUACGGACUUAAUGUGAUUCUAUUUUUCAAAAUCAUUCUAAUGUCUAUUCAUAUUAUAAACAUAUUCUCAAUUAUUUUAACAUUAAAAUAACAUUAAUUCA